AUGGCCGUGGCAUCAUCCAAAACGAUUGUGACGAUUGCAGGGGCUGCCGCCAUUACAUCGUUUCCGGCCGCCACGUACGGGAGAGUUGUACCUUAUUCGCAACGACAGCUGCUUCUCCAUGACCCUCGACAGCCGUAUAAGCUCCACACAGAUGGAGAGAUCCCUGAACUCAGAUUCGGAGAUUUAUUAGUUGAGGUGCAUGGCAUUGGCUUGAAUCCAAUUGACUGGAAAGCAGCAGAUUUUGGACUUGUGCUUCCAUCACCGCCUUGUAUGAAUGGACGUGAGUUUAUAGGCAAGAUUAUAGCCUCAGAAGUCGACCAGAGAUGCAGCCUCCAGCCGGGAGAGUGGGUCCUGGCUGUAUCUACAGAUUAUCGUGACUUUAGAAAAUCCGCUUUUCAAGAGUAUGCCAUUGUCUGCUGCUACAAUGCCAUCCGGAUUCCCAAACACGUCGACCCGUUUAAAGUCGCCCCCAUGGGCGUUGCCUUUGUCGCAGCAGGUCUCUCUCUUGGAGUUUGCCUAGGUGUAACCUUUACGAAGGGUCCCAAAAAGCGAGAGUUUAAUCUUCUUGAGAAUGCGAGAUGGUGCCCAGAAGAUGUGCCUGACGAUGUCGCGGAGGAGGUCUUUGAUGCCCUGGCGCCUUGCUAUCAAGCUCAGCCCGGCGAAUGGCUAUUAGUCUAUGGAGCAUCUACCGUUACUGCACAGAUCGUCAUUCAGUUGGCGAAAAUAGGAGGCUUGAAAGUAGCAGGCGUUGCUGAUCUCGGCAAACAUCGGCAACUCCUACAGUCUCUCGGAACUGAUGUUUUAAUUGAUCGUAGCGACCUCGACCAAGCCAAGCGCGAUAUCAAACGGCUCAUCCCUGGCUCACUAAGAUUCGCCAUCGACACAGUUGGACCAGAAACUGCAGCAUGGUGCCAACAAGUUCUUGCGGAACGCACAAGCUCUCGAUACUGUUCCCCAGGAAAAGAGACGCCGACAAAUCCGCCACCCGUUGAUCCAGCUACGAGAGGGGGUGGCAGCAAACUGAGUCACCUCGUUGCCAUGACAGGCCGUCCUGAAAAGCUCAAUCCCAACGUCCAGGUGCAUACGGUACCUAUCAAGCUCUUCCACACAAGCCAAUACGUCGGUGGCCACUUGAGUAAAUGGCUAUACGAACUUCUUGAUACCAACAAGCUACGGCCUCCAGAGGUUGAGUUUGUACCAGGUGGACUUGACGCCAUUAACGGUGCGUUGGAAAGACUAAGACAGGGUAAAACCUCAGGGAAGAGGAUAGUGGUUCGUAUGAAGGAACCCGAGACGAAGAUUGAACUUUUUCCUUAG
Molecule: messenger RNA, 1317 nt
Organism: Trichoderma aggressivum f. europaeum
Lineage: Eukaryota; Fungi; Ascomycota; Sordariomycetes; Hypocreales; Hypocreaceae
Exons: 5
Coding region: 1-1317 (438 amino acids)
Molecular function (GO): oxidoreductase activity, acting on NAD(P)H
Source: RefSeq, a predicted model, not a curated record